Paramormyrops kingsleyae is the source of this 1091-nucleotide messenger RNA. The record is from RefSeq and is a predicted model, not a curated record. Lineage: Eukaryota; Metazoa; Chordata; Actinopteri; Osteoglossiformes; Mormyridae.
UUUGAGAGUGUUUAGUCAGUAACAUACUAUGGCUAUGUACUGCUGUAUUGCUUCUGUUCAAAUUGGAAUAAAAGUCUGACCUAGUCUGUUUCUUUUUCAUUUUCCAGUCCUCUAAGCUUGGAGAACAGAAAUUGACCACAGGUCUAACAUCAAUUACAUGCUGUAAAUAAGGCUAUUGAUGUCUCACCUGUAUAUGUUUGCCCAGUGUUUACCCUUCUGCUUAUUGGUUACGCACCUGAUAAUCAAUAUUAGCGAUGUGGGAAUCAUUGUCAUAAUCAUGGAAAGGAGUUUACAGCAGCCCAUGUACCUUUUAUUCUGCAACUUGUCUGUCAAUGAUAUUCUGGGGAACACUAACAUUUUGCCUCGAAUCAUGUCUGAUCUCCUUUCAAAUGACAGAAGCAUUAGUUAUGUUGAGUGUGUCACUCAAGCAUUCUGUAAUCACACGUCUUCUACUGCUGCACACACAAUACUGAUGAUCAUGGCUUUUGACAGAUAUGUGGCCAUUUGUGAAAAACACCACAUCUACUCUUCAAUAAUGACCACCAGCAUGGUGUUGAAGCUUUCAGCAUGGGCUUGGGGAUCUGCCCUACUGACUGUAGUCUUGCUGGGACUCACCAUACAUCUUAAACUUUGCAGGUCACUUAUUGUAAACAUGUACUGUGAUAAUGCAUCUCUGUUUAAGCUCUCCUGCCAGGAUGUCACCAUCAACAACAUUUAUGGCCUGGCUUACACUAUGGUUGUUCUCGCAUCUUCAAUGGGCAGCAUAGCCCUUACUUACUUUAGAAUCGUUACAAUUUGUGUCACCAGGAAAAACAAGGAGCUCAACAGCAAGGCACUGCAAACUUGCACCAGCCACUUACUGGUCUAUAUGAUCAUGUUGUGGACUGGCUUUCUCGGCGUAAUUUUUCAUCGCAUCCAAAUUGACUCCAGCUACCGGAAGCUUUCAAAUAUGUUGUUUUUCAUCAUCCCAGGAAAUUUAAACCCUAUUAUUUAUGCAAUGCAAACAAAAGAAUUAAAAACCAAAAUGAAGAAAAUAUUUAGCGUUAAAGUAACACAAGCCCAAUAAAUUUCUAAUGGAUGCUAAAUGUGAC